AUGAAACGAUGGACGAAUACGCUCAUAAGAGCUGUAGUAAUCAUACUAUCAACCACAAUAGUAGUUGCUUCCUCACAAGCCUUACCCGGCUGUGACGAAUGGUGCGGCGACGUACAAAUUCCAUAUCCAUUCGGAGUGAAACAAGGAUGCUAUCUCAACCAAACAUUCUCAAUUACAUGCAGCAAAACCAUUAGCCCUCCAAAGGCAUUUCUAAUGAACACCAACAUCAGCGUUACUAAUAUAUCACUUAACGGUGAGCUUCACAUAUCGCAACCCAUAGUGCGAGAUUGCUACAGGCAAGGGAUAGUAAUUGGUUCUUCUGUCCCAACCGCAACCGAUCUUUUGGUACCGGCGAUGUUCCCAAUUGCUGAUGGGAAAAACAAGUUCAUAGCCAUUGGUUGUGACACUUUUGGUUUAAUUGGUGGAGUGUUAAAUGGGAGUGGUUAUGUAAGUGGGUGUAUUUCCAUGUGCUUAAAUGAGAGUAUGAUUGGUAAUGAAAAGUGUUUGGGUAAUGGCUGUUGUGAGUUGGAGAUUCCUAAUGGGUUGAUGAAUUUGAAAUUGUUAGUAGGUAGUUUUUUUAAUCAUAGUUUGGUGAAGGAUUUUAAUCCGUGUGGGUAUGCUUUUGUGGUUGGAAAUGAGGGAUUUGAAUUUGAUUCUAAGUAUGUUAGGAGUUUUCAAGAUGUGGAAGUUGAGGUUGUGGUUGGUUGGGCUAUUGGAAAUGAAUCUAAUUAUGUGUGUGGAUUAAAUAGUAAAAGGAAUUAUAACUUCUCUAAUGAUGGACGUGAAUUUCGUUGCCAAUGCUUGGAGGGUUUUCAAGGAAAUCCAUAUCUCCCUCAAGGUUGUCAAGAUAUAGAUGAAUGCAAGGAUGAAACACUGAAUCAGUGUAAAUACAAGAGCAAGUGUGUUAACACAAUAGGAAACUAUACAUGCAAAUGUCCUAAACACUUUAAAGGAGAUGGAAGAAAUGGGGGAGAAGGCUGCACUCGAGAUUCUAAGACAUUCGUUAUUCCCAUCAUAAUCGGGGUUGGAGUAGGGUUCACAGUUUUUGUAAUUGGUAGCACUUGGAUAUUCCUGGGUUACAAAAAGUGGAAGUUCAUCAAAAGGAAAGAGAAAUUUUUCGAUGAAAAUGGAGGUUUCAUACUUCAGCGACAACUUUCUCAAUGGCAAUCCCCAAAUGAAAUGGUCAGAAUUUUCACCCAAGAAGAGUUGGAGAAGGCCACUAAAAACUACGACAAUAGCACUAUUGUUGGUAAAGGUGGGUAUGGUACAGUUUACAAAGGGGUCUUAGAGAAUGGUUUGGCAGUGGCAAUCAAGAAAUCAAAAUUUAUGGACCAAUCUCAAACUGACCAAUUCAUUAACGAAGUGAUUGUUUUGUCUCAAAUCAAUCAUCGCAAUGUGGUUAGAAUCUUGGGGUGUUGUUUAGAGACACGAGUCCCGUUGUUGGUGUAUGAGUUUGUAACCAAUGGCACCCUCUUUGAACACAUCCAUGACAAAACCAAGUACGCUUCUCUUUCAUGGGAAGUUCGUUUCAAAAUAGCAUUGGAGACUGCAGGUGUGCUUUCAUAUUUACAUUCUUCAGCUUCCACUCCAAUUAUACAUAGAGAUAUCAAGACCACAAACAUACUUUUAGAUGAGAAUUACACCGCGAAGGUCUCUGAUUUUGGAGCGUCGAAGUUGGUUCCAAUGGAUCAAACACAACUAUCCACAAUGGUGCAAGGGACGUUAGGGUAUUUAGACCCAGAGUACUUGUUGACAAGUGAGUUGACGGAGAAGAGCGACGUGUAUAGCUUCGGAAUAGUGUUGUUAGAGAUUAUAACCGGAAAGAAGGCGGUGUGUUUUGAUGGGCCAGAAGAGGAGAGGAAUUUAGCAAUGUAUGUGCUUUGUGCAAUGAAGGAAGAUCGGUUAGAAGAAGUUGUGGAGAAGAGGAUGAUGGUGAAAGAGGCAAAUUUUGAGGAAAUUAAACAAGUGGCCAAGGUCGCAAAGAAAUGCUUGAGAAUUAAAGGGGAAGAGCGACCCAACAUGAAGGAAGUGGCUAUGGAGUUGGAGAGAGUACGAUCAAUGCAAGUUCAACAUUCAUGGAUUAAUAAUAAUAAUUUAUCCAGCACAGAAGAAAUGGUAUGUUUCUUGGAUGUUGAAGCUUCAGACUCGAACCAUUUUGCUCUGAGUGGAACUAUGCAUACCGUUGGGGAUAACAUAAAAGCUCGGACGAUUUUGUCAAACAUCCACCAUGGCAGAUGA
Messenger RNA from Cucumis melo (muskmelon), 2238 nucleotides. Its product is annotated as wall-associated receptor kinase 2-like. Gene Ontology annotation, molecular function: protein serine/threonine kinase activity; ATP binding; calcium ion binding. NCBI's taxonomy places the organism in Eukaryota, Viridiplantae, Streptophyta, Magnoliopsida, Cucurbitales, Cucurbitaceae. The coding region runs from base 1 to 2238 and encodes 745 amino acids. The transcript is spliced from 3 exons. Gene Ontology annotation, biological process: protein phosphorylation; cell surface receptor signaling pathway. Gene Ontology annotation, cellular component: plasma membrane. The record is from RefSeq and is a predicted model, not a curated record.